Rotaria sp. Silwood2 is the source of this 555-nucleotide messenger RNA. NCBI's taxonomy places the organism in Eukaryota, Metazoa, Rotifera, Eurotatoria, Philodinida, Philodinidae. The record is from the annotation of a GenBank genome assembly.
AUGUAUAGGAAUCCAUUUGGUGGAAACACAUUUGAUCAAGGUAUGAUGCGUCAAUAUUCAGGUCCUUUACAUCAACCAGGUUAUGGACAAUUUGGUAAUGCUGGAGGAUACUUUAACGCUAGUGGUCCAUUUCCAGCAGGCAGUGUUAUGCCUGGUAUUGCAUAUCCUCCUGCAGGCUUCACUUCACCACCAGUAAUUAAUCCAUUCGGUUCAGGUUUUAAUGGUCCUAUGAUGCCCAAUGGUGGUUUUGUCAAUCCACAAGUUCCAUUUCCUUAUGGACAACAACCUCCAUUUGUUGACCCAAAUCAUUUUGGAAGUGGUGCAUAUAAUCGAUCUCGUUCACGUCAUUCAUCUCGCCAUCGAUCUAAGUCACGUGGUCGUCGUGGUAGUAGAUCACCAUCAACUAGUGACAAUGAACGUCAUCAUCAUGGCCGAGGUUCACCAUUUGCUGGCCCAGGAAUGCCAUAUGUGAAUCUUGAACCAUAUCCUAAUGUGCCACCAUUAUCACCGCGUGCUGGUUCACCUGUUAUUCCUCCACGAAGACCUGGCUGGUAA